This is a messenger RNA of Gadus morhua (Atlantic cod), 2181 nucleotides long. RefSeq names its product pseudouridine synthase like 1 (gene pusl1). The coding region runs from base 449 to 1357 and encodes 302 amino acids. Gene Ontology annotation, biological process: tRNA pseudouridine synthesis. Gene Ontology annotation, molecular function: pseudouridine synthase activity; RNA binding. Lineage: Eukaryota; Metazoa; Chordata; Actinopteri; Gadiformes; Gadidae. The transcript is spliced from 8 exons. The record is from RefSeq and is a predicted model, not a curated record.
UCAAAUCAACAUAUCAGGAUAGUGAACCCGAGCGAGAAAACUGUGCCUGUGCAAAAUACUUUUAUGCAGGCACAUGUUGGCCAGGUCAGACGGCAGUCCAACUCCGUAUUGUCAAAAAAUAAACAGUGGUGACAUGAAGUGCAAGCCUCGAUGCGGACGCACCAAGGUCACGUUCUCAGUAAUUACGGACGUCAACAUCGCCGACCGAUGUAAUAGUUUUCAUUCUGUGCGCAUUAUCUCUGCAAUAAUCAGCCGCGUGUUCUAUCGGAUUGGAGGAUCCGAACACGUGGAGCCAAGAUCACUGCAAUAACAAUCCGCCCUUGGUCGCAUCUCAUGCCGUUUUCAUCAUCAAAGCAAUUUCAUUUCAUUCGUAACCAAAGUUAUAAACACAAAGCUUUUUGAGGAACCAUGCAAACGAAUCUUUUACUGUUCAGAAAAUCGGGACGCCAUGCACAACUGCGCACGCUAUCUGAUAUUUUUCCAAUACAUUGGAACAAAAUAUAGUGGUGUAGUGAGGUCUCCCCCACAUCAGCAGCAAAAGAAAGGGGUUCAGAACCAUAUAGAGGAUGCGGUGAGGCGGUUGAAACCAGUCAACCCAGUGUCUCUGUCCGUCUCCAGCAGAACUGAUAGUGGUGUCCACGCCCUCUCUAACUCCGCCCAUCUGGACCUCCAGCGCAGCAAUGAUAAACCGCCGUUUACUGAUGACGUGCUCCUCGAAGCCCUCAACUUCCACCUGCUGUCGGAGGAGAUCAGGGUCACCCGUGCUCAGCGCGUGCCCGCUGACUUCCACGCCCGUUACCGCGCCCAGUCCCGGACCUACGUCUACCGGAUAGCCCUGGGCACCCCCCACCACUCACAGCUCCCCCUGACCGACCACAGCUUGUGCUGGGGUCUCCAAAAUACGGAGUUGAACGUGAAGGCCAUGAACGAGGCAGCCUCCCUGCUGGUGGGGACGCACGACUUCAGCAGCUUCAGGGCUGUGAACUCCGAUAUGCCCUUUAAAAGCCCCGUCAAGACCCUGGACCUCGCCCACAUAGCGCCCGGGAACGCAUUUGUGCAGGCCCAUUUCCACAGAGAUAUACAGUUCUGGGAGCUGACCUUUAAAAGCAAAUCCUUCCUCUAUAAGCAGGUCCGGAGGUUGACGGGAGCCCUGGUGGCGGUGGGCCAGGGACGGCUCUCUGUAGCCCAGCUGAGGGAGCUGCUGGAGGCCCGGGACACUCGGGCCUACCCCCAGGGCACUGUGGCUCCAGCGCGUGGCCUCUUCCUCACCAGGGUGGACUACAACCAAGCAGACCUGCAGUUUCCAGAAGAGGGAGAGGAAAGGGGUCUUUCUCCUAGUGUAAACCCAGAAGACUAAAAGUAAUAAUUCCACUGGCGUAGUUCCAUUGUAUACAUUUACAUUGAGUGUAAUUGCUUUGUUUUACCGUCAUUUGAGAUAAUUGUUAUCUCAAAUGACAGUAAAGUUGUUAUGUUUACUAUAUCUUUACAUGUAUCAGAAGUAGGUCUGUGUAUCCCUGGCAUUGGCAUUAAGAACACACAAUACAAUGUGAAGUUUCUUUAUACAUCAGAUCAAUGUUAUUAUACUAUGGUUGAGCAAAAUAAUUGUAGGACAGUCUUGGUACAGAACAUUUGUAUUUUAAUUGUAACAUUGUUCAGUACUACAUGGCUGUGGAUGCUUGUGAUAGCAUCCUGAUCCAAGUAGUUGCAGUUGUUGCUACAGAACGCCGAACACCCGUCUGAAGUGGACAUGAGUGAUGUAUGAGUAGGUUGCUCAGGAGUCGGGACAUAUACUUUUUGUUUUUUUUAAACAUGUCAUAGUACCACUUAUCACAAUUGUAUAAGAUUACAGAUCUAUAUCUGCAUUGAAGACACUUCCAUUGAAGUAAAGUGUACACCCAAGUAUCAAAAAUGAAACACACUUGUUUGAGAAUAAAGGCUUUAGACGAGUUUAUUUUCUAUAACCACUUGCCUACAAUUUAAAUUCAUCUCAAGGAAUAUAUUUACACAUUUUAAACAAGUUGUCAAGCAGACCGGUCACAGAUCAGAAUACUAUCGGUGUGCUUCUUGGUGCCGCUGUUAAAGAUGAGGUUUUGUAGGGUAUUUAAGUUAAAUUGACAAUUAUCAAAGCACAUCGUAGGACGCCUUUUGUAUCACUAAUAAAUUGUGUUCCUCUCACUUUGA